Molecule: messenger RNA, 5455 nt
Organism: Haplochromis burtoni (Burton's mouthbrooder)
Lineage: Eukaryota; Metazoa; Chordata; Actinopteri; Cichliformes; Cichlidae
Product: B- and T-lymphocyte attenuator
Exons: 5
Coding region: 1600-2580 (326 amino acids)
Biological process (GO): immune response-regulating cell surface receptor signaling pathway
Cellular component (GO): plasma membrane
Molecular function (GO): signaling receptor activity
Source: RefSeq, a predicted model, not a curated record
ACAGUCAACUAUUUGAAAACUUUCAGGCUGUGAGCAUGUUGAGCCUAAAGGAUAAACUGAAUUAUCUGAUAAUAUUUUGCUGCUGUGUAUUUGUCUCUGUCCAUGGAAGCGGCAAAGGUAAACAUAGAUAUUAUUUUAUUGAUGGACUAGCUGUUAUACAUGUGCCAUGGUUGUUUGAGGGUAGGAACACUUGAGCACACUGCUAGAACAUAGACUAGAGAGAUAUAGAGUAAUCAUUACUGAGGAACAAAGAUAGAAGUUUAAAACUAUUUAUUUAAUAUUUAACAUAAUGAGUGUGAAAAAAACACGACAGAGAUUAAAAUGCUUAAUUCAACUUUCUUUAAAGUUGUACCAAAAACAAACAAUGUAGCACACUUUAUUGUUAUUGUUGUAUACAGGGCGUUGUUGCUGGACUAAAUAAAAAGAGUAUGUACAGCCAUUUAACAAUACAUACAUUUUAUAAUAGUGACGUACUUCUGGGGCACGCUAUGGAGUUUAAAAAAAAUAGAGAGAUGAUAUUUUAUGUAACGUCAAAUCAUAAAGGCACCUAAUUAACCAAAUAAUCAGAUGUUGUUCUUGGAAAAAUGUGCUGAUAUGAAUUAUUUGAACAUGGCAUGACAAAUUUGGGCAUAUUUAUGUGUUACAGCCACUAUGAUGGAAAUUACAUGUCAAUAUUAUAGAUGAUGAGGGAAAAUCGUAGAAAAUAUGUGAAUAUUUUUUAUUACCUUUUAUUACCAGGGCAUAUGGGCACUACCUCGAAGUAUUAUUGGCUUCUUGUCUAUCUGUAGAUUUGUUACACCUCUCAUCAUUAAUAUUAGGUUUCUGAGGUGUCUAUUAUUUGACUGAGCACUGAAUUAUGUGUGAGUAAGACUAAAGGGCUUUAGCUUCAGAUCAGGAGGUGCAUUCUCUCAGUGUAAACCAGAGUAAAGGUAAAAUCUGCAACUAGAUUUCCCUCUGUGGCAUGCAGCCUCACGGCACUAAAUCUCAACCAUGCCACACAAAAGCCACACAAUACAAUACAGUUCCUUUAUACAAUGCAUAUUAUCAUAAAGUUUAUUGUAAAAACAUUAAUUAAACAUUAAUUAAAUCAUGUAAACAUUACAUCUGUAGCAGAUAAGAUAAAACUUAAAACAAAUCUUUACAAACAUGAAUCUUAAUCUUAUCUUGCGCAAGUAAAUGGCCAGUAAGUCCUCCAGUUACUGAGAAAACAAUACUGAUAGAAUGAAAAACAAACUGUAUAAAAUAAAUUGUCUUAUGUAUAAAUAUACAUGUGAAUAUGAAACAUGUUGUUUUUAAAUACACAGCAUCUAAUUACCAUUAUGUCUAUAUUCUCCCUGUCUUUGAAAUGUUAGCACUCCAGAGAGCUCUGGGACAUAAUUAGACUAAUAAAAUGACAGAUAGAUAAAUAAUUAAGAUGGACGACAUGUGUGGGAUGGGACAAUUUAUAUAGUAUUAAGAUAAAAAAUGUAUUUCAUUGUUGCGAUCACAAAAGAAGAAAAUAUGCUUUAUGUAAACAGGCGUUAAUUCUUUUCUGGUAAGAAUUACGCAUUACUUUAAAAAAAAAUUGCAGGUCUACAUGCAUCGUGUGAUGUUGCGAUUAUGGUCCGAAGAAACAGCACUUGGAAGACUCCUCCACGACAAAGUCUGACAGUCAGCUGUCCGGUUAUACACUGUGGAGAAACGCUGGAGGUCACCUGGUGUAAACUCUUUGACUCAAACAACUGUGAACGGAUUCAUGAAACAAAAAAUGUGAAGAUAACACAGAAUCCUGAUAAGGAUAAGCUGAUGUCAUAUUUAAAUUUCAAGGAGAUUUCCAUUCAUGACGAUGGCAUGUACAGAUGUGGUUUACUAGGAUAUAAUGGCAGCGUAAUCAGCCAUUCCAUCAUCAUCUCAGUAUCAGACAUGUACCAGGGAGUUGAAAACCCCGAUAAUAAUGAUAAAAAUACAGGAACAACACCGAGCCCUGAUCACAAUGAAAACUGGAGGCCAUACUUCUACAUUUGUUUUGGCAUAGUGCUUCUUAUUCUCAUACUGACUGCCCUCAUCUUCUUGAGUUCUUGUGACUGGAAACGAGUGCUGACCUUAAACUACGUAAAGGGAGAGGAAAUGCCGACUCUUAUGAUACCAGACCUCCCUAAAUGGAGCCCUCCUUCCACUCCUGUCCCACUGACCAACUUGUCUGUUUUAAAUGACAUCUAUUCAUCAUACACUCCAGAAAGAUCAGUAUCACCAGCUUCCCAGCCCAGUUCGAACCAGAUUUCAGCUUCAAAUCCAGCACUUAAAUAUCAAGACUGUGAAGUAUAUGGUAUCAUCAAACAUAGACACGCUACCAAACAGGGUGGAAAAUAUCACACCAUGACUAACCAAGUUAAAAACCCAGAGUCUUCUUUCACUGCUGAAAGACCAGGAUCACCAGCUCACGAGCCGCAUGAGUACCAGAUUUCAAAUUCAAAUCCAGCAGUCAGAAAUGAAGACUAUGCAACGUAUGCUGUCAUCAACCACGGCAAACCUGCUGGAAAACGGCACACCGAGACUAACCAAGUUAAAAACCCAGAGUAUGCUGUCAUCAAAUUUUCCUGAGUGUUGUUGAUUUUAAAUGGACACUUGCAGAUGAAAAAACUGAAAAAUGUUUUGCAAUAUGUGGUGGAGUCAUGUGAUGAAACGUACAGCUGUACAGCCAUACUGCGGAUGAGAUGAAUGGAGGAAGCUUGUGGUUCUCUAAGUGAACUGCAUGUCUUCUAGAGUUAUCGUGACUAAACCGGAAGCAGCAGUGACUUCAUUCUCUAGCCCUCUGGUUUGUUCCCAGCAGCAGCACUUCUUUUUCAACUAAUAAUUUAUUGUACUUUGUAUUGUGCUUCUGAUGUCAUCUGAUUCCAGUCCUUGUAUUGACUUAACUGCAGUAACUGUCGUACUUUCAUAAAAAGGUCAUAAACAGAUUUCUUCUUGACAGACAAAUAACACUUAAAUGCAGUUUUCUGACUGAUUUGUUAUAGAAAGAUGGCAGUCAUUAAAAAAAAGACAUGUUAAUCAGCACUAGAGAGAUUUAAGAGAUAUGAACAGUUUCUCAUACCUGUCCCUCAUACAGCGCUUGUUGUUUUUGUCACCACUACUGUCAGAGACAACACCUUGCCUAUUGACCACAGAAGUGUGGUUUAGCUCAAAUGUGCAGGAAGUUAAAGACGGAAACAUUUCUGACAAUGACGUUUUUUGAACAGGGGACGCUCAGCUUCAACCACAUGUACGCAUUGUUAAUAUUGCACUUUGGGCAAUGGCCUUAUUAUUGGUCCUGUUUUUCACAUAUUCUAUACUUAAACUAAAAGAAAAACAAGAAAGAGUAGUAUUGGUUAGCUUUUAAAAGGUACCAGAAACUACAAGCAACAGAGAAUGGGGGGAUUAGAGGAAAUAUUAAAUAAAGACAACACAGUAGUUGUCAUAGUAGACUCUAUGUUUGUUAACCAUUUGAGGUUGGAAACCUUAAAGAAAUCUCCCCUUGUAAAAUGUUAUGGCCUUUUUGUGGACAUACACUGUGUGCAAUUCUGUUUAAGGGGGAUUUUCACCUUUAAAAUUUCUCGGAAUCAUUUUAUAAGUGAGUCUGAAGUUAGAGCAUUUUCCUGGAAAAAAGACAGCGUUUAUAAAAAUAUUAAAACAAUUAUGGUAAAGCUGCAAUUUAACUGUUUAGUAUAAUUUAAAAUGUCAGUAUAAAUGGGUAUUUAAUCCUGGCUCUCUAAUAUUUACACUCAGUUUAUCUACAUUAGUAUAUAUGUAUUUGUAUAUAUACAUGUUUGAUUUUUUGUUUUGUUUUUUAAAAUAAAAACAUAGACAAUAGACUACAGACUCUAUAGGUAUGAUUUUUUUUAAAUGUUGCAUUCAGUAUAAGUUCAAACCAUUGAUUCUGCCCAUAUGUUUUUACUGAGGCAUAUAUGGUGGGGGGACCAGGGAAAGUUUUUUCAUAUCUGUACGACCAAACUUUUUUUCUUUUUGAAAUCACAGAAGUUGCCCCUCGUUCUUAGAAAGAAUUCAGAUUUAAGGUACUUGUGAACUGCCUUCGCUUUUAAUAAUUUCGAGCUGUGGCCAUCUUUUACUGUAUGUGCAGUGUGUGAUAUCAGCUAACAGAUCAAUAAAGCAGUAAUGCAUGAUCAUAAUUUUCUUGUCAAGUCUCAAAAACAGAAAUCGACAGAAAAUAACACUCAUUUACUACAUUAUGCUUGUGGAAAGGUUUGCUGUGAUUUAUAAGCUGGUGAGCAGUGUGCCCAGGCUCAUACCAUGGAAUAAUGAGUGCUUUUAAUAUGUUUAUUAUUUAAUAUUUCAAGUUUUUUUUAACCUUCAUUACUUCUGAAAUACAAUAGCCACAUGAAAUCUUAAACACAGAAACACACAUUUAAGCUCUUAUAAAAACGGCCAAUCAAAUCUAAUUUUCACCUACUCCAGCCAAGAUUCUUUCUUUAUUUACAAUAUGCUUUUUUCCCAUAACUUUGAGCAUCAAUAUAAUGGGAUAUAUAUGUCUUUUAGCUAUAUGCUGCCUAUCUGUGUCUGUUACGACUGUGAUCGUAAUCAUGUGUGAAUUUGAGUGUCCAGGUGCUCCUCCGGGAUUGGUGGAUGGCUCACACCAAUUGGCUGAGGACUGCGAGACAGCGGAUAAGAAGAGACCGCCUGGGACUGCCAAUUCAUUCAUCCUCGGCCCAACCCAACCGGCAGACCGUUCACUGUGUCACUAUAUUAUGUUAAUAUAAGAGCAUGUAGGGGUGGACCGCCUUUUUGUUUGAUCAGUUUUCUCCUGUUUUUGUUAGGCAGGGAGGAAAGUGAUUGCCGUUUGGUUUAGUUCUUUUGAGUAGAUAAGUUGUGUUUAUUCCUGAGAUAGGUUACUUUUUGUUUGUUGUUUUGGCCUUGGGUUCACCCUGAAGUUAUGAUAUGCUCCCUUCCUUUGUUUAACUGCACUUAUUGUAAAUAAAUCACUGUCACAAAAUAUUAAGUGUGUGACGUGCUGCUUGGGGUUGGACGGGGAUGGAUCACCCUUUAAGUUGUGGUCUGACCGCGCCUAGACGGGCCAUAACAGUGUCUAUGGAGGUUUUCAGAGGUAAGAAGAGGUGUAUUAUACUGUUUCUUGGGCCUCUUGAAUAGACCUGAAACAACCUGGUGCUAGGGUCCCUGGGUCGUUGACCCAGUGUUUUGUGUUUUUGGUUCUUUGAUUUUGUUAUUUCAUUAUAUUCUAGCUUUGCUUUAUGGGUUUUAGGAUUAUUCUUAGUUUAGGUUCUCUGGGUGGGGUUUGGUUAGAGUUUUAGUGUUCUGGUUUUCUGUCUGUGUUCCAUGUUGCUGUCUCCCCUGUCUGCUGUAUCCCCACAUCCAGUCAGUGUUUGCCCUGGUCCCACGUCUCUGUUCCCUUUGUUAUAGUGCCUGCCUGUGAGUCUGUGUAAUGUUUCCUGUUUUACUUUGAAAGUCCAUGUCUGAUGUUAAUGUG